Messenger RNA from Penicillium taxi, 585 nucleotides. RefSeq lists its product as uncharacterized. NCBI's taxonomy places the organism in Eukaryota, Fungi, Ascomycota, Eurotiomycetes, Eurotiales, Aspergillaceae. The record is from RefSeq and is a predicted model, not a curated record. The coding region runs from base 1 to 585 and encodes 194 amino acids. The transcript has a single exon.
AUGACAGAGACUGUCCACAUCGUCAGACCCUCAUCUCUUGCCAAUAUCAGGCACAAACUCGUCACAAUACUUUCAGCAUGGUGCACCAAUCACCCCUCGAGAAUGACAGCUGAAAACAUCGCCAAAGAGCUCACAGCUUAUAUACGCCUUCUCCCAAGAUUUAAACGCCUGAGCACGGAAGAGACAGGUGCUUGCUAUCGACACAAAAUUGACAUGAUUGUGAAUUCAAUGACAGAAGUAAGGAGAGUAAUUUGGAUUGAGAUGCAUCUACCAAGACCUAGCGUUGAAAUCGUCGAACUAAUGAGAAUACUCGCUCAGCAGAUUGGAAGACUAACUCUGUUCGGAUAUGAUUUCCGGGAUAGAUUUGCACAUGAUAUGGCUUUCGAGGUUGAAACCACCGAAAUAGAGUACAGCUCCGGCCUUUUGAGUGUUGGCACAGUCAGUGACAAGGAAAAGUUUGUACGUCACACUUGGGAUCAACUCUAUCAGCCAGUGACAUUCUGUGCCUGUCUUCAAUGUAGCAAGCGCUACGUGUCUCAACCAUACAUUACUGAUCCAUCUUCUAUGUGGGAUUCUCAGCUUUGA